AUGGGGUUGCGGGGCUUUUUGCAGCGGCGGCUCGCGGGAGUCGGGUGCCUUCCUCCGCUGGGGCGCAGGUUGCUGGCCGGGGAUUACUCGCAAGCCCCUAAUUGGAACUCUCCGGCGUUUGCCGUUUCAAGGGUAAGAGGGAUGGAGGCCCAGUCAUCAUCCGACAGCAGUUGUAAGAAAUCCCCUGUUUCCUCAGCUGCUCUCCAGGGAGCUGUAUGGGUCCUUCUUACGGGUGGAAUCUUGCUUAGCUUCUUCUUUCUUGUCUUCACGAUUCGCUUCAGGAAAAAUAGGAUUGUGAAGAUGUCCAGUCCCAACCUGAAUGUUGUGACCUUGCUGGGAAGCGGCUUGACUUAUGGUAGUGCUUACCUCUUUGGGAUCGAGAAGCAGAAUCCGUUGUCCAGGCCGUCCGCGGAGAUGCUCGUUCAGAUGAGGAUUUGCUUGUUGUGCGUUGGGGGCUCGCUGGCCUUCGGCCCCAUCCUGGGGAAAAGCUGGCGGUUGUACAAAGUGUUCACGCAACGGGCCCCGGAUAAGAGAGUGAUUAUCAAAGACCCGCAGCUGCUGCUGAUGGUGGGGGCGUUAGUGGGGGCCGACGUUGCCCUGCUCUCUGCGUGGAUCUUGUUGGAUCCGGUCCAGUGUCUACCGAGCCUUAAUGCAGAGCUGAAGGUGACCGAGAAGGGCCUGGCUUGCGUAGUGCACCGAGGGUACUUCUGUAUGUCUCUGUAUUCUGAGCUCUGGCUUAUUCUCUUCUUGGGAUUUAAGGGCAUCCUCUUGAUGUACGGGGCGUAUCUUGCCGGCCUGACGUACGGCGUCAGCUGUCCGCCGGUCAAUCAGUCGGUGACCCUCCUCGUUGGCAUCGCUGUUAUAUUUCUGUCUGCCGAAAUUACGCUGGCGGUGAAUCGUUUUUUCCAUUCGUGGCACAAUCUGGUCUUUGGCGCGACCUCGGGAGGGAUCUUUGUCUGUACCACCACCAUAACCUGCAUGAUCUUUACUCCACAGGUCCAGCAAUGGAAAGCUUUUGAAAACCAGAACGAAAACCUCGGCCAGGUGGCCAAAUACUUCACUAGCUCCAGCAAGAACUUCCACUCCACGGUGUACAGCGAGGAGGAGAUCUGCCAGCUACUUGGGGAGAAGCACGCCAUGAUGCAGCUGCUGGCUGAGAAAGAGACGGCAAUCGCGAGCCUACAGGAACAAGUCAACAGCACGAAGGAGAAGCUGACCAGACUUGUAGCUGCAGAAGACAACCAGGAGGCUGCUGAUUCCCCAGAUCUUUCUGCCUUUCCUUAUCCUCACGAUCUCUCUGCAGCCAGUCCCUCUUCUAGAUCACCUGAAGACUCACCAGCAGACCUUUCCUUACCUGGCCAGGAGCGAAAUUCAUGGCAAUAUUAUCCCAUGUUCUCAAAUUCAGGGUCUUCUAAUAAAAACAACCAUGUCGGUGACCUGGAGCGUACCGCUCAACGCAACGUACCACUGGAUAUUACUGACACGUGUAGACUGUUGAACGGUGCUAGAAACAUUUCCCGUCGUUCACAUGGUCCCAGUGACCAUGACAAUUGGCUCUUCCAAUACGCCGCCCCGCUCGGCGUAGGCACCCUCCGAGAGCCACUGGGGGAGAACUUCUCCCCACCGAGGGGGGCAGCGGAACAACCCCAGGUUCGGAAGCCACUGCCAGGGGUCCGCUACGUAAGCAGGGACGAGCUUCAAGAAGUCUUGCAGGAGCUGAGCGUGGAUCACAAAGACGGUGGCCGGACUUCUGCCAGGGGGCCAGAGCAAAGCACCGCGCAUGAGAGGAGCGCAGGGGGGUGUCCACCGCAAGAGAUGCAGGCCAACCCGCUCGCUAGGCUUAGUCCUUACGAGACAAGGCUGGAGAGGAAAAUCCCCACCUGCCUACCUGGCUCUGUGGUCCCUGGUGCUUGGUGCGUUGUGAGCAGAACCGCCGGCGGAAGGCAAAGGAGCCUCCGCAAAGUCAGCGAAUUUCCUUGGGCUGUGGCUGGUGACACUCCCGAAAGACGUCCUUGGCGUCAGCCGUGCUCUUUCCCAUCGCCGAGGUUUAAGAGCAGAGAGGAGAAUGGCUGGCUGUUAGACAAGCAUCCGGUGGGAAACUCGGCACCUCUGCUGUCUCCCGGCGGUCCCAGGGCAUUCCAUCGCCAGCCACAGGAUUUUGCAAGAUACACAGGGCAUCUUUAUCCAGAUUUCGACUCCAGCAGCACCACCACUACGUCCUCUGGGGGCAGGAUACACUGCCACCACAGGCACGGUUGUGAAGGUUGCCGCCACAGCCUGUCUUCCUCCAGUGGCAGCUGUAGCACGGAUAUAGACAGCGAGCCGGGCAUCUCUGGACGCCAAUGGGCAAACCUGUUUGCCAAACCUCAGCCCGUUGUGAACUUCAAUGAGGAUUUAGAGCCCACCUAUGUGUAA
Messenger RNA from Euleptes europaea (tarantolino), 2415 nucleotides. RefSeq names its product G protein-coupled receptor 156 (gene GPR156). NCBI's taxonomy places the organism in Eukaryota, Metazoa, Chordata, Lepidosauria, Squamata, Sphaerodactylidae. Gene Ontology annotation, biological process: gamma-aminobutyric acid signaling pathway; G protein-coupled receptor signaling pathway. Gene Ontology annotation, cellular component: G protein-coupled receptor heterodimeric complex; membrane. The transcript is spliced from 11 exons. Gene Ontology annotation, molecular function: G protein-coupled GABA receptor activity. The record is from RefSeq and is a predicted model, not a curated record. Bases 1 to 2415 code for a protein of 804 amino acids.